AGAAGAAGCGUCCGUUUUGCCGUGAUUAAGUUUACAUGACGUAGAGAGAGGCUUUUUAUUUAUUUGUUUAUCUAUCUAUUUUUGUGGAGACGGAUCCUAAAAAACACACAAACAAAAACACCUAAAACCUGCGAUGGACAUUGUGUGAACAAUCGUGUGGUGAUUUAGGAACCUUCUAUGAAAUAUUUUGGACGUGAAUGUUGUUGGGUUCCCCCCCCCCCCCCCAAAGAGGUUAUGAGUUAUCUUUUUCAAAAAGAUCACUUCCCUGAGAUACCAAAAGGGACUUUUUUGUUGUUGUUCUGUGUCCGUUGCAUGUAAGUUUUUUUUUUUCUUCAUUUUUUGUUAAAGCGGCUGCGUUCCUCUUUAUCUUAAUAUUACUUGUAAAAUGUUCUGGUAACCAUCGCGACGGCUGAGGAAGAAACGCGUGUAAAGCACCUUUUAGACGGUAUUAACAGAUACCCGGCUACGUGUGGACGGGGUCUGAAUCAAACGCAUCCCCCACCCCCUUGUGUCCGCGUCUGAGACGUUGAAUUUUCACAGAAGGAGGGAAGCAGUUGACUGAGAAAAUGGCCUGGUUUCAUCAUGCUUUGCAAGAAGAGAGCCUACCACAGUCACCUUCCAUGGCGAAUCAUACAACGAAUAAUCAUGCAUGCCUCAACUCAAACCCCAGAUCAGCGAUACCAGUAGCUUUAUCUGAGGAUCAAGAUUGGCCUCAAAUUCUUCAAUCCUCCAUUACGUUCUACUCUACUGCUUCACAAGAGAUGGUAUGUGCAAGAGUGGGAGAGCACUGUUCCGAUAAUCAGAGUGAUUAUCCUGUGCCUCUGUCAUACGUGACACUACAGGAACAGCGUUGUGUGGUUAACUGGUUUCUUGGAUGGGGUCCCUCUCAAAGAGAGUAUUUUCUUCAAGACCUGAUUUCAAAGGCGGUACCAGGCAAGGUUUGCAGCUUAUUGGAGCACCUCAAUAAACUUCAGGUAAAGGACCGGCCUCCCAACAUUUUUGAGUGUCAGUUGAGGCUGUGGACACAGUGGUUUGAUACAUGGACUGAAGAGGAAAGGAAUGCCUUCUUGACCAGCCUGGAAGAGAAAGAUCCAGUUUUUGUUGCACAGUUCUACAAAGGCCUAGCUAGUACUGCAGGAAGGGAUUGAUGGUCUUGAAUCAGUAAUUUUUUCAAUCAUGUUUCAAUCAUGCCACGAUCUUGAACAGUGCAUUCAACCCUACCCUUUCUCUUGGAUAAGGAAAUCUUUUGUAAAAGUAUCUCAAUUUGUUAUCAGUAGGCAAGGUGAUCACCUGAAAGACACACCAGAAUGGCAUUUCUUGCCAUUUCCCUCCGAAGGAAUGCCCUAUCUAAGAGGAAGGACAGGGUUGAAUGUGCUGUUAUAGAUGAUGCCAUGAAUGAAUAUUGACUGUAAUUUAACUGAUCAUAAAUGUAAUCCUAAACUAUGAUGUCAAAAAUAUGAUUAGAGUGAAAGUGUUGCUGAUUUCAUACAUGAGAACAAAAAAACCUAAAUGUCACAUGCCAAACGUAUGAUUGGGAAACUGUCUGCAAGGUUUAUAUCUGCUUAAUGAGAGGAAUUGUUUUUUAGUUUGCAUUUCAUUAGAAUACUGAUGUACGCACUCCUCAUAAACUGUAUGGUAGUAUUUAUUUAUAGAUUUUUGCUUUCAUCUUGUAAAUUGAUACCAUUCUUUUCAUGUUACUAUUUCUAAAUUCUAUUAUGCCACUGAUGUGGUGCAGUGGUUCACAUUCUCGCCUCACAGCAAGCAAGUUCUGGGUUCAAACCUACUGGUUGGCUGGGGCCUUUCUGUGUGGAGUUUGCAUGUUUUCCCUGUGCCUGGGUUUCCUUCCACAGUCCAAAGACAUGUGGAUUAGGUCAACUAGCUACUCUAAAUGGCCCCUAGGUGUGAGUGUGAAUGGCUGUUUGUCUCUGUGUUAUCCCUGCAAUAGACUGGUGACUUGCCCAGGGUAUACC
Messenger RNA from Neoarius graeffei (lesser salmon catfish), 1970 nucleotides. It is a transcript of the gene c1h14orf119, whose product is annotated as chromosome 1 C14orf119 homolog. NCBI's taxonomy places the organism in Eukaryota, Metazoa, Chordata, Actinopteri, Siluriformes, Ariidae. The transcript is spliced from 4 exons. The coding region runs from base 567 to 1148 and encodes 193 amino acids. The record is from RefSeq and is a predicted model, not a curated record.